Messenger RNA from Malaya genurostris, 556 nucleotides. It is a transcript of the gene Cks85A, whose product is annotated as cyclin-dependent kinases regulatory subunit. Gene Ontology annotation, biological process: regulation of mitotic cell cycle. Gene Ontology annotation, molecular function: protein kinase binding; ubiquitin binding; cyclin-dependent protein serine/threonine kinase activator activity. The transcript is spliced from 2 exons. Lineage: Eukaryota; Metazoa; Arthropoda; Insecta; Diptera; Culicidae. Gene Ontology annotation, cellular component: cyclin-dependent protein kinase holoenzyme complex; SCF ubiquitin ligase complex. The coding region runs from base 112 to 408 and encodes 98 amino acids. The record is from RefSeq and is a predicted model, not a curated record.
AAAAGCGUGUUUACGCGUGUAAACAAAUUUUAGAUUUUUCAGUUUCCAAAAUUUUCACUUUUCAAACAACAAUAUUCAUACUUUUUGCUUGCUUAUAGUGUAGAAAACACGAUGCCUUCCGAUCAGAUACAGUAUUCAGAGAAAUACUACGACGACGUUUACGAAUAUCGUCAUGUAAUCCUUCCUUCUGAUCUGGCGAGAAGCGUUCCUAAAUCGCACUUGAUGACUGAAACUGAAUGGCGCAACUUGGGUGUUCAACAAUCGCCUGGUUGGGUAAUGUACAUGAUGCAUGCUCCCGAACCUCACAUUCUACUUUUCCGACGACCACGAACGGAUCUUCCGAAAAAGCCAACAAAUGCGGGAGCGUCGACAAGCAACGAACAGGGUUCCAGCAAACUAGUAGCGUAGGGGUAGCAACAUGCCAUACACAACAGAGAAAUGACUCCUACGAACUAGGUGUCAAAUUCCUACAUAUAGAGAAUAAGUGGUACUGAUUGUUCUUAACUAGUUCUUAAGAUUUGAAGAUGUAUAUUUCCUACAAGAUGCUUUGUAAUUU